UGCGGGGGUCUGUGUGUGUGUGCCGUGCCCAGGGGGAGGUUUCUUGCACACGCACACACACACAUACACACACAUACACACACACAUACACACACACACACACACACGCAGGACCGGCCCCGCUCCGGCCCCCCACCCCCCGCCCCGUUCCCGGCUCACACCAUGUUCCAGCCGUCUGCGAAGCGCUGCUUCACCAUCGAGUCCCUGGUGGGCAAGGACACCCCCCUGGGCCCCGAGGACCCCCCGCGCCCCGCCGCCCUCGCCUACCCCGGCCCCGCCGCAGCCGCCGACGCCGCCGCCUUCGCCCCCGGCUUCCAGGGAGCCGCCGGUCGGGCCCUCUACGGCAGCGCCGAGCUCGUCUUCCCCGAGGCCGUGGGGCACCCGGCGCUGCCCGUCGGGCCCCCCCAGCUGGGGGGCUCGGCCCUGCCGCACCCACACCCCUUCUUCGGGCCGCAGCACCGCGACCCGCUCAACUUCUACCCCUGGGUGCUGCGGAACCGCUUCUUCGGCCACCGCUUCCAAGGGAGCGAGGUAUCCCAGGAGAGCCUUCUCCUGCACGGCCCCUUCGCCCGGAAACCCAAGCGCAUCCGCACGGCCUUCUCCCCGUCACAGCUCCUGCGGCUGGAACGGGCCUUCGAGAAGAACCACUACGUGGUGGGCGCCGAGAGGAAGCAGCUGGCCAGCAGCCUCAGCCUCUCCGAGACCCAGGUGAAAGUGUGGUUCCAGAACAGGCGGACGAAAUACAAACGGCAGAAGCUGGAGGAGGAAGGCCCCGACUCGGACCAGAAGAAGAAAGGUUCCCACCACAUCAACCGAUGGCGCCUCGCCACCAAGCAGUCGAGCGGAGAAGACAUCGACGUCACCUCCAACGACUAAGGCAGGGACAGGCUCCUGGUGCAGCCACCAUGGAGAGGAACCCGGGGGAGGAAGGGGGGACACAGGCGGCGGCACCACCCAACCACGGACUGUAGGGACGUCGCCGAAGCCGCCGCCGCAUCCCGCGGCCUUUCCUCGGGGCGCCCGGUCCCCUCUGCCGCCCGGGGCAUCCCUCGGAGGUGCUUUUCGGGAAGCUCCCGCCGCCGCCGCCGAGCCGAGGAGGAGGAAGAGGAGGCUGCCGGGGCGGCCCCGGGACGCGGCCGCGCGUCCUCCUCCGCGCUGGAAGGCGUCCGUCAGCCGCCGGAUCAAAUCCGCACGUCCUGCCCAGAAAGCUCCGUGUGCCCGACCCCUUCUUCAUUUUUCCUUUUUAUUAUAAUUUUUCACCUUUUCUCCCCUGCCCCCCCCCUCCCCGCCCCCGUCCCCGUUGUCGUUUCAUCGUUGUUUUGGUUUUUUUUUUUUUUUUUUUUUUUUUUAUUACACGGUUUAUUUUAAUUUAUUCUGUUCUCUCCGUGCCCGUGUGCGUGCGUUCCCUGUCGUAGGUAUCAGCAGCUGUAGUGUGUGUUCCUGCGUGGUAAUAAAAGGCAAAAUGUGCUGGAA
This is a messenger RNA of Chiroxiphia lanceolata (lance-tailed manakin), 1473 nucleotides long. RefSeq names its product empty spiracles homeobox 1 (gene EMX1). NCBI's taxonomy places the organism in Eukaryota, Metazoa, Chordata, Aves, Passeriformes, Pipridae. Gene Ontology annotation, molecular function: DNA-binding transcription factor activity, RNA polymerase II-specific; DNA binding. The transcript is spliced from 3 exons. The coding region runs from base 163 to 876 and encodes 237 amino acids. Gene Ontology annotation, biological process: neuron differentiation; central nervous system development; regulation of DNA-templated transcription. The record is from RefSeq and is a predicted model, not a curated record.